Molecule: messenger RNA, 549 nt
Organism: Phytophthora nicotianae INRA-310
Lineage: Eukaryota; Oomycota; Peronosporomycetes; Peronosporales; Peronosporaceae
Exons: 1
Coding region: 1-549 (182 amino acids)
Biological process (GO): protein phosphorylation
Molecular function (GO): protein kinase activity; ATP binding
Source: RefSeq, a predicted model, not a curated record
AUGCUAACGGACUAUGGCUUAAGUUUCUUGGCGUCAGAGGCGAGCGGGGACGAAGAAACAGUUGGUGCAAUCCGCUGGAAAGCGCCCGAGGUGAUCCGUAAGGAAAAGCCUGUGGCUACCAAUGCGCAGUCCGAUGUGUAUUCAUUCGGUAUGUGCGUGGUGGAGACGGUGACUAGUGAUGUGCCUUGGGGGCAGCGUGUACCAGACCCGAUAGUCAAGUUCCACGUGACUCGAAAGAGAUUCUCACCUCGUCCGAAAGCUUUUAAGAAUGACGCGCAAUGGUGGUUGGUGCAGAGAUUAUGUGCAUUCGAGCCAUCAGAGCGAAUGAAGUUGUCGGAUGCUAUUGAUGUGCUCCGUAAGUUUGCAGAAGAGGAGCGAUUCCAUGAGCGUCUUCGGACUAUGGCAGAUGAUGUGAGUGAUAUUGAUACGAAGGGCCCUCCCAAGUCCUCCAAAAUGACUAUGGGGAGUAUACAUGCACCGGCAAGGAUUAAGUCAAUGGGCCUGUCGAUGCGAGUGAAAAUUGGAGACAAACGCUAUCGCGCUGCGUAG